Salvia hispanica is the source of this 1118-nucleotide messenger RNA. RefSeq names its product tryptophan synthase alpha chain-like. Gene Ontology annotation, molecular function: tryptophan synthase activity. The record is from RefSeq and is a predicted model, not a curated record. Gene Ontology annotation, biological process: L-tryptophan biosynthetic process. Gene Ontology annotation, cellular component: cytosol; chloroplast. Lineage: Eukaryota; Viridiplantae; Streptophyta; Magnoliopsida; Lamiales; Lamiaceae.
CUAACGGCACAGCAAAAAUUAGCAGUUACAACUCUACGAGCUGUAGCAGAGAAUCAAUGGCCGCUGCUUCUCUCAACUCCUCACGCUUAUUUCAAUCCAACGCCGGCAACUAUUCAGCUGAAUGCCGCUCGUUUGUUAGGUCUACCGCCAACAGGUCCUUCAAAUUGAAGCCGAUCACGGCCGCUCUCACUGCCGCGCCCACCGUUGGAAUCUCCGAAACCUUCUCCAAAUUGAAGAAGCAAGGAAAAGUGGCACUCAUCCCGUAUAUCACAGCUGGUGACCCCAACCUUUCAACCACUGCGGAAGCGCUAAAGGUCCUUGAUUCAUGUGGCUCGGACAUUAUUGAACUCGGUGUACCUUAUUCAGACCCCUUAGCCGAUGGUCCUGUUAUCCAGGCUGCUGCAACAAGAGCAUUAGCCAAAGGAACCAACUUCGAUAGUAUCAUCGCAAUGUUGCAGGAAGUGGUGCCUCAAUUAUCUUGUCCAGUAUCAUUGUUCUCAUAUUACAAUCCAAUACUCAAACGUGGUGUGGAGCAAUUCAUGACCACGUUGCAGGAUACUGGAAUACAUGGUCUUGUAGUUCCAGAUGUGCCUCUAGAGGAGACUGAGAUAUUGAGAAAGGAAGCUGCCGAUAAAAAUAUUGAAUUGGUGCUGCUGACUACACCAACCACUCCAAGAGAGAGAAUGCAAGACAUUGUUGAAGCAUCAGAAGGUUUCGUCUACCUUGUGAGCUCGGUGGGAGUUACUGGAGCACGAGGUUCUGUCAAUAAUAAGGUUCAAUCUCUUCUACUGGACAUCAAGGAGGCAACGAACAAGCCAGUAGCAGUUGGUUUUGGCAUAUCAGAACCACAGCAUGUUAAGCAGGUGGCGGAUUGGGGAGCAGAUGGCGUGAUUGUUGGGAGUGCCAUGGUUAGAAUACUUGGUGAAGCAAAAUCACCUGAAGAAGGGCUAAAGGAGCUAGAGGUGUUCACCAAAAGCUUAAAAUCAGCCCUUGAGUGAUGAAAUUCUUUCAAACUGAGCACCUAGAAUUGCAACUAAACUGAAAACCACAAUUUUUUUUAUAUGAAUAAAAUAUGUUCAGUUUCCUUCUAUUAAAACAAUGGUGGUGGUGGUUGUUUC